CUUAACAUGGCGCUGAUGAGUCCCCAAAAAAUAUCGAACAGCUGAAAAUUAAAUCUCAAGCGUAUUAAAAUUUCAAUAAACCAUGAAUAAGAAAUGUUUAAACAGUAUAAAUACACAAAAUAACUUAGCACCGAGACACUUACAUCUCAUUGAGAAGGCCUUUGACCAUUCAGGUGUAGAGAAGAAAGGCUAUCUGGUUUAUGAUGACAUUAAAGUGGCAGCACUCAUGCUGUUUGGACACAAGCUGUGUAAGGCUGAGGUCCAGCAGAUGUUAGCUGUGUAUGGAUCAGAAUACAAGACUGGGAUCAAAGGGUUUUCCCUCCCCCAGCUGACGGCAGCCAUGACACCCAAGUUUAGAGCAGAAGAUGAGGAUGAGAAGAUCAGGAACACAUUCAAGGCUUUUGACAAGAAUUGUCAAGGUUUCCUAAAGAUGGAGGAUGUGAAGAGGGUUUUUAGUCAGUGUCCACUUUAUCCAGAACACAGGGUAGAGUUGGCAUUUAGGGAAAUUGAUCGAGAUGGUGAUGGGCGAAUAAGUUACAAAGAUUUUGACUGUAUGAUGAAGUUUAACAACCUAUUAUGACCACCCUGUGGACAAAGCAAGACUGUGAUAGGUGCAGAGAUAAAAAAACAAGGGCAGUAUUUCUAGGCAGAUUUAUUUUUACAUUAAAA
This is a messenger RNA of Physella acuta, 669 nucleotides long. RefSeq names its product EF-hand calcium-binding domain-containing protein 11. Gene Ontology annotation, molecular function: calcium ion binding. Lineage: Eukaryota; Metazoa; Mollusca; Gastropoda; Physidae. The record is from RefSeq and is a predicted model, not a curated record.